GAGGGGAGAGCAGAAGAGCCCGGGGGAAGGAAGGGACCGACGGAGGUACCGGGGCCCGACCCUCUUCUCGUCCCUGUCCCGGCCCGGAACUCCUGGAGUGGAGCUGCCGCCCGCCUCCUUUCAGCGGGAUUUGUGCUAAAUGCGGGCGCCCCAGGACGCCCCGGAGGAUGGGUUGUGCGGAAGUUGGUACCCGUGCCCGGGAAGCCUGCCGGGCUUUCCUCGGCUUUGAGGUUCGGUUCCCCGCGAGUGAGCGGCUCGGCGUGGCUGGACGCCUUGUUCAGCCUAGCAGGCCCCCUUACUGCCCGGCCGUCAGGUGUCAUGUUUAAUACUGGACUUGGACAGCAUAUUUUGAAAAAUCCCCUCAUUGUUAAUAGCAUCAUUGAUAAGGCUGCCUUAAGACCAACAGAUGUGGUGCUAGAAGUUGGUCCUGGAACUGGAAACAUGACUGUGAAACUACUAGAAAAAGCUAAAAAGGUAGUUGCUUGUGAACUUGACCCAAGGCUAGUAGCUGAACUUCACAAAAGAGUUCAGGGAACGCCACAGGCAAGCAAACUUCAAGUGAUGGUUGGUGAUGUUUUAAAAACUGACUUGCCAUUCUUUGAUGCAUGUGUGGCAAAUUUGCCUUAUCAGAUCUCUUCUCCAUUUGUCUUCAAGCUGUUGCUGCAUAGACCUUUUUUUAGGUGUGCUAUACUUAUGUUCCAGAGAGAAUUUGCUCUCCGUUUGGUUGCAAAACCAGGAGACAAGCUAUACUGCAGACUUUCCAUCAAUACUCAAUUACUAGCACGAGUGGAUCAUCUGAUGAAAGUUGGGAAGAAUAACUUCAGACCUCCACCAAAAGUUGAGUCAAGUGUUGUACGGAUAGAACCUAAGAACCCACCACCACCUAUCAAUUUCCAGGAGUGGGAUGGUCUAGUGAGGAUAACAUUUGUGAGGAAAAACAAGACUUUGUCUGCAGCAUUUAAGUCGAGUGCAGUGCAACAGCUUUUGGAAAAAAAUUACCGAAUUCACUGUUCAGUCCAUAAUAUUGCAAUACCAGAAGAUUUCAGCAUUGCAGAUAAAAUACAGAAAAUCCUAAUGGACACAGGUUUUAGUGACAAACGGGCCCGUUCCAUGGAUAUAGAUGACUUCAUUAGAUUGCUACAUGGAUUCAAUGCAGAAGGCAUCCAUUUUUCUUAGGCAGACUAAAAGAGGAUACUCCAAAAAGAACAAGAAGCUGUAAUUUUACUUUCUUAGACUGCUGAUAUAAUGAAGGCGGACCUCUAUUUUUUACAAGGAUAACCACCAAACACCUUGCAGGUUUUAUGACUAAAAGUCAUCCUGAAAUGUCUUUUUAUUGUUUUUAAGGGCGUAUUUGUUCUGUACUAUACAUUUUCAAACUUUACGUAACUUUGGGUGUGGGAUGGCCAACUCAUUGACCCUCCAGAUCAAAUCGAGUUCUUUCCAAAAGUUAAUAGCCGCAAUACACGCACAAACAUAACACAUGAAUCUUUUCAGUUCUACCUGUUCAUCUUCUAAAACUAACAUUUUAUUUAUUGUGUUAAUUCUAUUUUUAGGGCCCUUUUCUUUUGCUUGCUUAUUGGGAUAGAUGAAAGGUAUGCCUUUUAUAUAGAAAAUAUGCUUCAUUAUUAUUCUCUUUCCCAGUCUCCUAUUUAUCUAAUAUUCAUUUCCCUCAUUCUCCUCAUGAACUUUUCAUUUUCAUUUAUUCAUUUGCAUUCCUCUAACCUUUCUUUGAACUUAGUUCCCUUUUCCAUUACAGUGGGUAGAGUGGUAUACUGAAAGAAAGAUGGAACCUGAGAUUUAUUCUCAAUUUAUCUCUGAUGUCACAAUAGCUUUGUGACUUCAGGCAAGACACUUCACCUCUGGACCUCAAAUUUCCUCAAAUGAGGGAGUUAAGAUUAGAUGAUCUGUAAGAUCCUUCCCAGCUAUGAAAUUUGGUGACUUACCAGAAGUCAAAGUGGUAGGAUUAUGAGUCACCUCACAAAAAUUAUACUCUCCAGUGAUAUGUUUAUGUGUUUUAUAUACACAUAAACAACGAAGAAAAUAAAAUUUCUACAAAUUU
Dromiciops gliroides (monito del monte) is the source of this 2059-nucleotide messenger RNA. It is a transcript of the gene DIMT1, whose product is annotated as DIM1 rRNA methyltransferase and ribosome maturation factor. Gene Ontology annotation, molecular function: rRNA (adenine-N6,N6-)-dimethyltransferase activity. Gene Ontology annotation, cellular component: mitochondrial matrix. NCBI's taxonomy places the organism in Eukaryota, Metazoa, Chordata, Mammalia, Microbiotheria, Microbiotheriidae. The transcript is spliced from 12 exons. The record is from RefSeq and is a predicted model, not a curated record. Gene Ontology annotation, biological process: rRNA methylation. Bases 319 to 1176 code for a protein of 285 amino acids.